AUGUCAAACGAAACGAGUGACACUGAGGUGGUCAUUAACGGCCAAAAGGGUAAAAAGACAUCCAAAUUCAUCAUUUUUGCCGUUGCACUCCUGGUCCUGCUUAUUUCAGUAAUCACUCCGCUUGUCUUUAUUCUGAAUAGACCCAAAGUAACCACUCCAACUGUGGUCAUAGAAGCUCAACUUACGGCAACUCCAGAGGGCAAUGGCAAUCAAGAGGGAGUCUCAGGUAAAAGACCUGACGAGGAAGGCUCAGGCAUCGGGAAAAAGAGAGGGCUAAUGACGCAGGAUGAGUUUUACACAUCUGUCCAAAUCGCAAAAAAGAAGCGAGAAGAGGAGCUAAAAUACGUCUUUGAGCUUGUAGAAAAGCUCAGGGCGGAGCUUAAAGGUGCUAAUCUAGAGCUCGGGGAUGGCAAGGAUGUAACCUACUCUGAGCUCUUUCAACUUGCCAAACUACUUGAACCCAUCAAGGACGAGGUAAAUCCAAAGUUUGAAGUACAGGUACUCGCCAAAUUCAUGGAGUACUGUGAAGGCUAUAAUAUCUACUGGUAUGACGAGGGAACACUUGGAAAGUACCUCUUUCUCUUCCGCAGGGAUGCCAUCCAGAUGGAGAAGCAUAAUGUGAAUUCUGGCAGGACUUACACCAUGGGAUACCACACCAGACUCGCGGAAGAUGUGGCAGUAACUGAACAAGAGAUGAAGAAGGUCGACUAUGAUGGUCUGGAUCUCUCAAACUAUGGAACAUUCAAACACACUCCACUCAUAUUUGAAGAUGAUCAGGAGCAAAAGGACGGUAAAAGGCCAACAUUUGACCUGAGGGAAGGUGGAUACGUGAGCAAAAUCGAUGCUGAUAGGUUGAACAAAUGUGAGUCGCCAUGGUUUUUGGCAGCCGCUGCCAUGUACGAUUCAUUCAUUGCGAGAAAGAAAGCCAAGAGGUUCCAUCACAGCGCACAACAAAUUUGGGAUUGUGCCGACGAGUUGAAGGAUUCAAAUCUGGCAAAGUCCCUCGAGUACUUUCUCAAAAACCCGCUCUGUCUAGAGGCAUCAUAUCCAUUCACUGGAUCAAAGGGUCAGUGUCAAGGGGAGAGGUGCAGAGGUGGACCACUCGUCAGGAAGAUUGUAAAGAUUUCAGAAGAGAGGGCAGACGAACAUUUGAAGACAAAUGGAGCAUUUAUGGUCAUCUUUGAUGCGCCAGCUGACCUUCGUACCAACUAUACAGGUGGCAUAUACGACAAAGAUUUAGGUACUAAACAGAAUUCUGUGGCUCUAGUUGUUGGUUAUGGUACCGAUCCUAAGACCAAAAAAACGUACUGGAUAGCCCAGCCGGCCUGGAAGACAAGUUCUAGUUGGGGCGAAGACGGCUACUUUAGGAUCUCCAGCAAGGGGAAGUAUGACCCUAGCAUAUUCGAUAAUGCAUACGGAUUGUCUGCCACAACGUCAAAGCCUCAGGAUCCAAAGGUAUCUCAAGGGUCAGGGGAACCUCAGGAGUCAUCAUAG
Messenger RNA from Theileria equi strain WA, 1494 nucleotides. RefSeq names its product Papain cysteine protease family protein. Gene Ontology annotation, cellular component: lysosome. The coding region runs from base 1 to 1494 and encodes 497 amino acids. Gene Ontology annotation, molecular function: cysteine-type endopeptidase activity. The record is from RefSeq and is a predicted model, not a curated record. The transcript has a single exon. NCBI's taxonomy places the organism in Eukaryota, Apicomplexa, Aconoidasida, Piroplasmida, Theileriidae.